Messenger RNA from Daldinia caldariorum, 2293 nucleotides. Its product is annotated as eukaryotic translation initiation factor 3 subunit D. Bases 172 to 1893 code for a protein of 573 amino acids. The transcript has 3 exons. The record is from RefSeq and is a predicted model, not a curated record. Gene Ontology annotation, molecular function: translation initiation factor activity. Gene Ontology annotation, biological process: translational initiation. Gene Ontology annotation, cellular component: eukaryotic translation initiation factor 3 complex; cytoplasm. Lineage: Eukaryota; Fungi; Ascomycota; Sordariomycetes; Xylariales; Hypoxylaceae.
AAAUAUUCGCCUGCGGCCAAAAUUUCGACAAGCCACGCCUUCGCGAAAAAAAAAGAAAAGAAAACCAACAUCGAGGCCCCCUCACGAACAGCAAUAUUAUUCCCCCGGGUAUAAACAAACGAACACAAAUAAUAAUAAUAGGUCAAAAUUAUUGCUGAAGUUUAUCCAAAUAUGGCAACCAACUCUUUGGCCGAUCUCAUUGCGGCCUUACCUGAGGGUGAUGGAUGGGGUCCUCCUCCGGUAACCGAGACUACCCUCAAUGGCGUCCCCUAUGCCCCUUUCUCCAAGGGUGACAAGCUAGGUCGCAUGGCCGACUGGACGGCGGAUAGCAAAGAUGGAAGGGACGGACGCGGUGGUCGACAGCAGUAUAACCGCAACUUUAGGGACCAGCAGAUCUACGGUGCCGGUAGCGCCGCGCUCUUCACCGCUCCGGUUGCCGAGGAUGAGAACACAUUCUCCGUCGUUAGCAGAGAACCCACCAAGACCCGAUACGGCCGGGGCGCAGUCUUUACGCGAGGCCGCGGACAACGAGGUGCCCGACAAGACACGAGGGGUGGCCGCGUGGCGCUCCAGCGCUCUGGGCGUACCGGCCAGCAAACCUACGGAUACGACAGCCGCGGUGGUCGAUCUAACGCGCCUCGUGGUCGCCGCUUUGGUUGGAAGGACUACGACAAGCCGACUCGCAACCGCGAUGCCUCUAUCAACAUCAAGCCAGACUGGCAACUUCUAGAAGAGAUUGACUUCAACAGGCUGGCUAAGCUAAACCUAGACGGUGACGAAGGUGAGGAUAUGGAUAGCUAUGGUUUCCUCUACUACUACGACCGAUCCUUCGAUAAGCAACCUGUUAAGGCUGCCGAGAAGAGGCUCAUCCCUCUGGACCGUGCGGCUUACAAUGUCACAACCUCUUCGGAUCCCGUUAUACAGGAGCUAGCCGAGAAGGACGAAGCCACUAUCUUUGCUACCGACAGCAUCUUAUCUAUGCUCAUGUGUUCCACCCGCUCCGUCUACCCGUGGGAUAUUGUCAUUGUAAAGCAAGGAAACAAGAUUUUCCUCGAUAAGCGUGACAACGCGGCGCUUGACAUGGUGACCGUGAACGAGAACGCUGCCGACGCUCCCAUGGAAUCCUCCGACGGCAACAAGGAUAGCAUCAACCACCCAGCUGCUCUAGCCGAAGAGGCCACCUAUAUCAACCACAACUUCGCCAACCAGGUCGUGUUGGAGAACGAGUCUCAGAAGGUCGAGAUGGCGCACGAAAACCCAUUCUACAAUGCCUCGGAGGAAACCGAGCCGCCCGCAAGCAAGGCUUACAAGUACCGCCGAUUCGACCUCUCGACCAGCGAAGAGGAUCCGAUGUACCUAAUCGUGCGAACCGAGCUCGAUGCCGUCCAAAAGAACGCUAUCAGCGGCGAGGACCAAUUCGUAACUGUCAAGGCUCUCAACGAGUUCGACAGCAAGGCGCAAGGUAGCGGUGGUGCCUUGGACUGGAGAACCAAGCUGGUGAGCCAGCGUGGUGCUGUUGUCGCGACGGAGAUGAAGAACAAUAGUGUUAAGCUUGCACGAUGGACGGUGCAGAGCAUCCUGUCUAAGGCGGACGUCAUGAAGCUUGGCUUCGUCUCCCGUGCCAACCCCAAGUCGAACGACAAGCACGUAAUCCUGGGCGUUAUAGGCUGGAAGCCCAAGGACUUCGCCAACCAGAUGAACCUGUCGCUCUCCAACGGCUGGGGUAUCGUCCGCACCAUCGCCGAUAUGUGUCUCAAGCGCGAGGACGGUAAGUUCGUGCUCGUCAAGGACCCCAACAAGUCGAUCCUCCGACUAUACGAGGUUCCGGCCGGCAGCCUCGACGACGAGGGCGAGGACGACACGGUUCCGGAAACCGUUGCUGAGGAAGAGUAAGGGUGUUGUUGUUAACGUCAACGGCUUGAACAUGGGAUACCUUAGGUAGGUAGGUACCUAGAUUUAGAUGGAUGUGUGGUCUAGUAGUAUUUUUACUAGCGGACUAAUCAAGUCAAGUCACCCGAGUAGUUGGUCUUGAAAGUGAAUCAGCCUCGAGGUGAAUGCUGUUCUUAAUAUACUACUAUUACAUUGACUUGCGGCUUAUUGGUAUUUUUACUAAUCCAGCUUCGGUGUGGUAUUUCAAUCGUGAGAUGUACCUUGUAUUAUGACUUUGUGAGCUUUCCAUAUGAGUGAAUAUUCCACACCUACAGAAUAUUGUAUGACAAGAGCUCGAACAGUAAGGUAUGAGGUAUAAUACCUUAGGCUAGGUAGGAGGUAGGGUAUGAGAUUAGGGGCCGAG